This is a messenger RNA of Andrographis paniculata, 1270 nucleotides long. Its product is annotated as probable E3 ubiquitin-protein ligase RHB1A. The transcript has 5 exons. Gene Ontology annotation, molecular function: zinc ion binding; ubiquitin-protein transferase activity. The record is from RefSeq and is a predicted model, not a curated record. Lineage: Eukaryota; Viridiplantae; Streptophyta; Magnoliopsida; Lamiales; Acanthaceae. The coding region runs from base 205 to 849 and encodes 214 amino acids.
UCACCAUUAUUAUAUAUUAUCGUCUUUGAAAUAAUUCUCUCUGUCUCUCUCUCUCUUCUUUGUGUUCGGUGGCUCGGUCCGAAGCCGGAGGUGUCGCGCAGUGUGUCGAGUAUUUGUACUCGUUCGUGCUGAACAGAACGGGAAGUUAGGGAUGAGAGGAGCGCCAAGAGACUUCAAGCAGAUGACAAUUAUAACUAAAUAGAGAUGGGCGGUUGUUGCGGCUGUGCUUCUAAAAACACUGAACUUCAUAGGUCACCACCAUUCUUUCAUUAUACAGUGCCUGAAGAACACGAACCCUUGCCAACUCACUGUGCAACAGUCCCGGUUCUCUCUUCUGAGCUUUUGGUAGAUGCCAAUUUAGAUUUUUCAGUCCCAGAUACUUAUCAACCUCCUCCUGCACCUAUACCUUACGAAAAGUAUCCGGGAUGCCCCCCUGCAUCAUCAGAGAAUCAAGAAGGAUCUGGAAAUAAGGCAGGGAUGGUUCUGCAAAUUGCCGACAGUGAGUCCACUAAUGAUCCCUAUUGUGGAAGUACCAUGGAAACAAAGGUAAAGACCCUGGAGUUCGACGAAAAGUCCAAAUUAAAUGCCGAUUCACCACCAUCUGAGAAAUUAGACGAUGAAAAGUCUAGUGAUAUUAAAAAAUCCAUCGAACCCAUUUUUCCACCACUACAAGAUGAGGAAGACAUCUGUCCCACUUGCUUUGAAGAAUAUGAUGAAGAGAACCCGAAAAUCAUUGCAAAAUGUGACCACCAUUUUCACCUCGGUUGCAUUCUCGAGUGGAUGGAACGUAGUGACACCUGUCCCAUGUGUGAUCAGAAAAUGGUCUUCAGUCUCGGCGAGGGAGGAUAGGUGUUGAAAUGCUGCUGCUGAUUAUAUCUUUUGCUUGUCCCUUAAGCAUUUCAGGUUCAUUCAUUUACAGUUUAUUCAUCUUCUGCAUAUGUUCAUUUGUCCCUUUCUGUUGUAUAUACGUCGAGGGGGGCAAAUCUAUGAAUGUUGGGGCAGUACAAACACAACAUUAACUUGGAUGUGAAAUUGCUUGUAUAUAUAUAUGGCCCGUGGGCCUGCACAUGCUCGAACUCAAUAUUUCUGCAUUUUGCAGCUGCCCCUUUUAUCAUCUACACACAUCCCGCGAUUGCUCAUACAUUAGAUUACAAGUUGUGGUAGAAGUUGGUUCAUGCGAUAUAGAAAUUGGUCAGAUGUGUGUACUCACUAGAGGCUGUACAUGGAUUCGUUGUAUUGAUUAGGGAUAUCAAUAUUCAUUUUCUUCUUA